This is a messenger RNA of Cajanus cajan (pigeon pea), 1205 nucleotides long. RefSeq names its product very-long-chain (3R)-3-hydroxyacyl-CoA dehydratase PASTICCINO 2A. Gene Ontology annotation, biological process: fatty acid elongation; very long-chain fatty acid biosynthetic process; sphingolipid biosynthetic process. The record is from RefSeq and is a predicted model, not a curated record. Lineage: Eukaryota; Viridiplantae; Streptophyta; Magnoliopsida; Fabales; Fabaceae. Gene Ontology annotation, molecular function: 3-hydroxyacyl-CoA dehydratase activity. Gene Ontology annotation, cellular component: endoplasmic reticulum membrane.
UGGCAUGUUAUUACAUUACCGGUACGGAAGUGGUUAGGAGUUGAGCUGCCCAUCCAGCCGAACCGUUUUAAAUUCUGAAACCAGACACACCAAUUUCUUCUGACAUCUCAUCCUCAAUUAUUAACUAUUAUUAACUCACACUCCCUUCAAAUAUUCCUCUUCAAUCUCGUCAAUUUUGCACUCGUGUGUCCUAGAUUUCUCUCCAAUGGCUGCUUCCUUCUCACUUCCACGGCGCCUCUAUCUCUCCCUUUACAAUUGGACCCUUUUGUUUGGAUGGUGUCAAGUUCUUUAUUUUGUUCUCAAGACAUUGAAGGAAUCGGGUCAUGAACGUGUUUACAAUGCAGCCGAAAAGCCUUUCCUUUUAGCCCAAACCGCUGCUCUAUUGGAGUUGCUUCAUGGUUUGGUAGGGCUGGUGAGGUCUCCAAUCACAUCAACAUUGCCACAGAUAGGUUCAAGGCUGUACCUGACUUGGGGCAUCUUAUGGAGUUUCCCUGAGAUUCAGUCUCAUGUGCUUGUUACCUCUCUACUAAUCAGCUGGUCUAUCACAGAGAUCAUUCGCUAUUCUUUCUUUGGCUUUAAAGAGGCUUUUGGAUUUUAUCCACCAUGGCUUUUGUGGCUUAGAUAUAGCAGCUUUAUAAUUUUCUAUCCAAUAGGCAUAAGCAGUGAAGUUGGUCUAAUAUACAUUGCCUUACCAUUCAUUAAGGCGUCUGAGAGGUAUUGUAUAAGGAUGCCAAAUAAAUGGAACUUGUCAAUCGAUUACUUCUAUGGAGCGAUUUUUGCAAUGGCAAUCUACGUUCCAGGUAGUCCCCACUUGUAUACAUACAUGCUUGGACAGAGGAAGAAGGCUCUCUCCAAAUCGAAGAUAGAAUAGUGCAACAUCGGUAGUUUUCAAUUAUUUCGGGUGAAACAUAGGAUAUAUACACAUCUCAUAUCCUGGUUUUGAUCCAUAUGUAGGUAUCAGGGAAACAUGCAUUUCUUGGUAAUGUAUCAUUGAGAGGUAACAUGCCAGAGAUAAAUAAACCAAUUAUUUUGUUCUUCGGUAGCAUGGUGCGAAGCAGCUGCCUAGAGUUUACUGUAGUUUCUCAACAUGAAACACAAAUCGUAGUUCAAAACAAUUUGGUAGAAAAGUGACAAGACAUUAGCUAUUAAAAUGCAUGAAACGAGUGUAAAUGCUUACCACUAAAGAGCUCUGCGUUUCAUGAGAA